AGUGUCAAGACUGAAGGAAAUCUAGUUGACCGCUAAAAUGACAAAAAUAAUUAUUUAAUUUUUACAAUUCACUAAUAUAAAAUGGCUAUAUUGUCUGUGGUUUGUGGAUAUGUCCAGAAUUUGGUUCACUGAUCAGCGGGGAAGUGGGCAACUACACGUUUCAUUGUUCUAUGCAACCCAAAUGAUUGAUGACAUAGCUGCAACCAAGAUGUAUACUGACCAUUACCAUUGGCAAAGGAGUCUGUUCGGACACAAUUUCAGUGUAUCUCGAUCAACUUGUGGAGAUAAUAGUGGAGGCCCAGCUGGCGCGGUGCAGAUGUUGAGGUCCUGGCUCCAUGCACACGAGGAUGCUCAGGUCAUGUUAGCGAGCGUGCUGGUCGUUAUUGGACUGUGGUGGAUGGUGCGAGCUGUGUUAUCAUUGCUUAUCAACCUUCUGUGUCCCUUACUAGUCGUUCUACUGGCUGUUGUUUGCGUACCCCAACUUCGAACUCCCUUACUUGGACAUAACUAUCCCAUGUUGGCAAAUCUACUACGGAAUAUACUAAUGAAAAUGGCUGAAAAUAUAAAGACCUAAUAUUUUUUUAAUUUAAUAAUCACCUUGACCGUUGAAGUAAAAAUUUUAAGUCGUGGAAUCAAAUAAAAAAAUUUGAUAUUUA
Messenger RNA from Achroia grisella, 656 nucleotides. RefSeq lists its product as uncharacterized. The transcript has 5 exons. Bases 110 to 574 code for a protein of 154 amino acids. The record is from RefSeq and is a predicted model, not a curated record. NCBI's taxonomy places the organism in Eukaryota, Metazoa, Arthropoda, Insecta, Lepidoptera, Pyralidae.